UCGUCUAGGUUUCGGGCGGUGAGGUCGGGAGCGGGAGCGGCUGCCACCGCCCCUCUGGUCCCCCCAACGUACGUCGCGUCGUCUCUCCGUAGCCGCCCGCUGAGCGCCGCCGCCCGCCUAGGCCCCCCACCCGUCUCCCUCCUCGAAUCUCUCAGUGUCCUCGGCGGGCCGGCGCGAUGCGGCUGGGCCCGAGGCCCGCGACGCUGGGGCUGCUGCUACUGUGCACCGCGGCGGCUGGGGCCGGCAAGGCCGAGGAGCUGCACUACCCGCAGGGCGAACACCGCACCGACUACGACCGCGAGGCGCUGCUGGGCGCCCAGGAAGAAGUCGAUGAAUAUGCUAAACUCAGCCACGAAGAGCAGCAAAAAAGACUGCAGUCGAUCAUAAAGAAAAUUGAUUUGGACUCAGAUGGCUUUCUCACCGAAAGUGAACUCAGUUCAUGGAUUCAGAUGUCUUUUAAACAUUAUGCUAUGCAAGAAGCAAAACAACAGUUUGUCGAAUAUGAUAAAAAUAGUGAUGGUACUGUGACAUGGGAUGAAUACAACAUUCAGAUGUAUGAUCGUGUGAUCGACUUUGAUGAGAACACUGCUCUGGAUGAUGCAGAAGAAGAGUCAUUUAGGCAGCUUCAUUUAAAGGACAAGAAGCGAUUUGAAAAAGCUAACCAAGAUUUGGGUCCUGGUUUGAGUCUUGAAGAAUUUAUUGCUUUUGAGCAUCCUGAAGAAGUUGAUUAUAUGACGGAAUUUGUCAUUCAAGAAGCUUUAGAAGAACAUGACAAAAACGGUGAUGGAUUUGUUAGUUUGGAAGAAUUUCUUGGUGAUUACAGGCGGGAUCCAACUGCAAAUGAAGAUCCAGAAUGGAUACUUGUUGAGAAAGACAGAUUCGUCAAUGAUUAUGACAAAGAUAACGAUGGCAGGCUUGAUCCGCAAGAGCUGUUAUCUUGGGUAGUACCCAAUAAUCAGGGCAUUGCACAAGAAGAAGCUCUUCACCUCAUUGAUGAAAUGGAUUUGAAUGGUGACAAAAAGCUCUCUGAAGAAGAGAUUCUGGAAAACGAGGACUUGUUUCUUGCCAGUGAAGCCACAGAUUACGGCAGACAGCUCCAUGAUGAUUAUUUCUAUCAUGAUGAGCUUUAAUCCCUGAGUAUGUCUGAGUAGAGUACUGGGUCCUUUUAUAAUUUGUUACCAGCUUUACUUUUGUGAUAAAAUAUUGAUGUUGUAUUUUACACUCUUAAAUCUUACCACAGUCAAAAUUAUCUUAAUGUAGAUAUAAUUUUGGCCUUUUAGAAGAAAAACAAAACAAAAACCUAAUAUUUAUUUCAAAACACAUUGAAGAAAUAAAGAAUUAAUAUUGUGCCAUAUGACAACAAAGUCUUUCCUAAAUACUUCAUCUGUUCAGUACUGUAUUGUGGAAUAUUUGAGUUCUAUUUCUGUACUUGAAAAAAUAGAGGAUUUUAGAGAUGCCUGAACAAUGUUAUUUAAGUAGUAUGUAACGGAGAGUUUUGUUCUAAGUAGAUUUAAUUUGGGAACUUACAGAACGGACAAUGUUUUAGGUUUAGCAUUUUGUUUUAAAACCUUUAAAGGAACCUUUGGAAGGACUUAUACCUCACAUAUCAAUGUUGAGAAGUUCUGCUUAAUUUUAAAAUGGUUUCUAUAAAGGGUUUUAUUGUAUGAAAUAGAACUUUAUAUUUUUGCAUAUGUAUAGAUAGUAAUUAUAUUUAAUGUAUAACUAUAGCAUUAUGAUGAGUGGAAUUUGACAUUGUCCAGAACUUUUUUCAUUUUUGACUGAUUAAAAAUGAAAUGUCCUAUCUUUUUUAUAUGUUUGUUUGUUUUUCUUUAAUUUCAUGGAUAAACCUUGAAUCUGGUACAGGUUUUGUUGUAUUAUAUAUUAUAUUACUUUAUCCGUUCCUUUAUUUGGGUAGAGAAUGUUCUCAAAACUGUUGAAGUAUUAUUUCUUUAUAUUCUUAUUUUGCUUUUUUUUUAAUAAAAGAAUCAUGUUAUAAUUGAAUGUACACCUAACACAUUUCAAUUGCUCUUGAAGCAAAUGUGGUUUUUCUAUUUGAGGCUAGAAAUAAUCUUAAAAGUUAUGCAGGUUGGAAUUACCAGUAGAGCUAGUUAGUUAUCUCCAGUAGAGCUUAAUAUCAGUUAUACUGAAAUUAAAAUCAUACUUCAUAAGCAUUUGUCCACACCUAAAUGGUUAAUUUUAACCUUAUUCAGGUCAACUUACUCACCUUUGGUGGGAGUGGGGUAGGGAAAAGUGAGAAGCUGAGGAUUAAUUUUUUCCUAGUUCUGACCCACAGAUAAUUGUCCUUUCUUUUUUCUUAAUUUACUUUUAUUUGUGGGUGAAGAGGUCAGCUAUAUAUUCGGUUGAUCUUUUUUCAUGCUAAAGUUGUCUCUUAUAUAGCGCACACAGCAUUCUGGGUAGUCAACAAGUACUUAGGAGUAUUUGAGAAGAUCUGAAGCUCUUUUCUGAUAGAAUCGACUGUACCUAUAUACCUCUCUACUGCCCCAUCUUUGCUGAUGUGAAGAGUGGAUGCAGAUUGCAAAUUUUCACACCUUAGUGAUGGCUUGCUUACCUCUGGUAUCUGCAAUACAUGGUUUUCAUCUAAACCUACAACAUCUAUCUGGCUAUAGCAGCUUAAUAAUUAAAGGUAUACCUGUCAUGUGUCAGCCUCACUGAAAUUGGGGUUUGGAAUAACCAGUUUGAUCAGCAUAUUACCUAUUUGUUUUUCUUGCUAGAUUCUCCGAAAUCUAUGCCAGAAUUAUUAGAUCAUCAGAUAUGAAUUUUAUUUCAAUCCUUAGUAGAAAUUCUCUUACUGAGUUAUUCUGCAUUCAGCCUUGAUAUCAUGCAGAUAUAAGAAUUUUGGUGAUGUUAUUAAUAUUUACCAAUAUCUGUACCACUUUCCUUUCUGGUAUAAAGAAAAAUACACUUUCCAGCCCUAUUGUAGGUAGGCAGUGGCUAGUUCUAACCAGUUAAAUGUGAGCAGAAGUAGUGUGUGUCACUCCCAGUCUAGGUCAGUGACAAACCCCUUUUACCAUGGCAUUGUAGGGGAGGCCUCAGUUGAAAUGGAGCUAUUAAAGUAUCCUUGAUUGCUAGUGACCACAUGGAGGUCAGCUGGAUCAACAGUAGACUUUGUAUGAUCAAAAAAUAAACUUUAUUAUGUUAAGCCACUGA
Molecule: messenger RNA, 3168 nt
Organism: Galeopterus variegatus (Sunda flying lemur)
Lineage: Eukaryota; Metazoa; Chordata; Mammalia; Dermoptera; Cynocephalidae
Gene: RCN2
Product: reticulocalbin 2, EF-hand calcium binding domain
Exons: 8
Coding region: 177-1130 (317 amino acids)
Cellular component (GO): endoplasmic reticulum
Molecular function (GO): calcium ion binding
Source: RefSeq, a predicted model, not a curated record